Molecule: messenger RNA, 3912 nt
Organism: Symbiodinium sp. CCMP2592
Lineage: Eukaryota; Dinophyceae; Suessiales; Symbiodiniaceae
Source: the annotation of a GenBank genome assembly
AUGGGCCUAGCGGCUGUGCUGCAGAACUUCAGGACGAGCUGCACGUGCUCUUACGACAGAAGGAGCUCUUGGAAUCGCACUUGGCGAAAACGCAAGCGCUUAGCUCCCAGCCUGUUCCCGAGACACGGGCUGAUGAACCCGUACUCCUCCGUGUAUACCAAGCCCGCAGAAUAUGGAAGUGCCAACUGGCAAGAACGGAUGUUUGAACCGAUGACAUGCCGACUGCUCAUUCUGAGCACGGCACAGCUUGCCCUCUUGGUUCUCAUGCCUUGGGCCAUCUUUGCGUCACUCAGUUGGGGGCUGAUGUCACUGGCAGUCUAUCUGUAUCCAUGGUUAAGCCACGUAAUGAUUGUCGGCACAGCGAUGCUGGUGCUCCUCACAGUGGUGGCAGCAUUACUCUCCAGAGGACGGUGGCUGAAAAAGGGCGGCAGGGAAGACAAUCAUCCCCGUUUCAUGCGGGGCUAUGCAUGGUGGGCGGCACUCGCAGUACUGUCCUUGAUCGCCUUCGUUGCUGGUUCAGUAGUGGGUUCUAUGAUCUUCACGAAAUACAUGAAGGGCUACUAUGACAUUUCCAACCUCGACAGCUACGACAACGUCGACCCGUCACGGGCAGCAGGGAAGCAGCUGCUUGAUGCGGGUCGUGUGAUUUUCGUGAAGGGUUCAACUUUGCAGCUGAAGCAUGCCAUGGCGCACCAGAACUCUUCCAUGAAAAUGUAUUGUGUGGUGCCCAUCAUUGCUGCCGCUGAUCAGCCACUCCCUGCGACGUACGAUCUGUGGGCCGCGGGAACUGAUUGUUGCUCUGAUGGCGGCAGCAACUUCACCUGUGGAGCUUCACACUCCUCAGGAGCACGAGGUGGCCUUCGGUUACUAAGCCGGGAGGAGGACUACAAUUUUAGGCUCGCCGUGGAGGAUGCAGAAUUUAUGUACCAUCUGCGCUCCGUUCACCCGCUCUUUUUUGAGUGGACGGUCGAUCCUAUCAAAGAGAUCACCGCAAGGAAGGAUGCUGCGUUCUGGGUAUAUUUUGCGAGCAACCUGAUGUUUCUUCUUUGUGCCUUCUUCCUGGUGGUCAUGGGCUAUGCCUGUUUCCAGCUGGCGACGUCACUGGCCGGUUGUGAUUUGCAUGGCAAGGAGCUGGUCGACUCGGAGGAGGUGGAGCUGAGUCCGUGGGAGGAAAGCAGCACCAGCUCGGAGCCUGUAGCCAGGACUCGAUCAGAAUCGGGCAGCGAAACUCUUGGCUCGCUCAUGCAUGCACUGCAGAACGCCUCACCAGAGGAGAGACGUAAAGCCGUCGCAGACAUCUCCCAGGAACGCUUCAUGCAGCUUAUCAGCAGCAUGCCGGAGGAAGACGAGGAAGUUGACCUGCAAGGUGUGGUCAGCUCUGUCGAUGGCCCGGACGGCACCUGGAUCGAUCAAAACACUGUGGACAUGACAGAAAGCCACCCGUCUAGUCUGCGACGUCAGAGCGCUGCCUCGCCCAAUGAAUGUUCAGCGCUGUGUCUUUCUUCCUGCAAGCCCAGCGAGCCCAGAAACACGAAGCCGCUUGGCCAGUUGCAAGUGGACGGAGAGCUUCCAGCGCAUGAAAGCACACACGUGCUUCUGCGAUUGCCUCCAAGGAGCCGUGCACACAGUGCUGCGGCAGAGCUUUCAAAUGCGUGGGAGAGAUGUUUGGGUAAACCCCACCGUGAAGGAGUUGGGACCUUGAAAGAUUCCGGAGUUGAUGGCGAGGCCAUUUCGGCAUGGCUGGGUGGUGAAACUUCCAGCACCAUGUGCUGUGCUAGGAUACUGGAAGCUACCGUGCGAGGCCGCGAGCGCAUGCUGCAAGCAUUCAAGGGAGGAUCGUUUCGAUGGAUGGAUGCAGCUGGGCGGCUGGAUGAGCCGCUACUGGCCGAAGAUACACCGCCUUUCAGCCUGACGAGCAACGCGGUCUCUACUUUGCGACUGAUGCCGAAAAGAGCUCCUGCGCCUGUCCCAGAAUCCUUGCCCAACCAGAUGCCCAACCAGAUAUUUGCGAGAAUGGCAUGCGAAUGUGGUGGGCGCUUGCUGAAAGAGAUAGAUGGCCCGGAUGGUCACGCAGUCUUCGAUGCAACCUUGGAGCAUGCAAUGCGCCUCUUUGAAGCAAGCACCGGCUUGGACCAACAGAUAUCACGAAAGCAGCUCCCUUGCAGCAGACUCCCAUCUCGAGGAAACAGUUUCGAGGACUCCCCCCGAGCACUGCCGUUUAGGAGGUCAACCAGUGAUAUAGAGAAGAGGAUUCAUGAAGAUGAUGGCACAACCAUGGAUAUGGACUCCUUGCGGAAAGCCCUAGAGUUGGAAGGAUUUGCGAAACUCGAGGGUCCGGUCUUCGAAGCUUUAUGGCGCUCGCUCGGGAAGGAAUCUGUGGAUGUCCGCGCUUUCCACAGGGUUCUCCGGUUGCUAAAGUUGCACCUGCUUUGCGGCAGCCUGCCGGACAUUACAUCUGGAGAUCGAAUUCGUCCUCCUUUGGAGCCAGAGCGGGGCUUCGUCGGAGUCAUUGAUUGGAACCCAAGGACUGUGCGGGAGAAUUACUUCGAACGGACGGAUGAUUUGGAUAUAUUCCUCAGCCACAGGCAUCCUGCAAUGAAGAUGCGCUGGGUGCACUGCAGCGAUGUGGGCAAGGCCACAAUCCUCAGAUUAGCAGUGAAGUAUCAGCUUCACCCCCUGCCGGUGGAAGACACAAUGCAGUUGCAGCAGCAGUCCAUGCCUGUGAUGCGGAUUUACCACCACAACUUUUUCAUUAUCUUGCCAUUGCUGAGACUUACGACGCCAGCAAGAAAUGAGCUCGAAAGAUUCGAGCGAGCACGGCAUGAUCGAGACGGCGAUGAGACGUUGCCAAGGCGCGCAAGCAGCCGUUCCCUCGUCUUGGAUCCAGACAGCCAGGCUCCUUGUGAGGUGUGCAUUGAGCAGGGACGGGUGGCGCUUUUCGUGGCUGGCCCACCGAAGUUUGACACGGUGAUCAGCGUGCAGACAAAGUGGGUGACACAUCAGUCGGACGAUGGUACCAAUCAAUCUUCUGAAUCGCCACGUCUCAGCGAGAUAAGGUGCUGCAGACGAAGACGGCGCUUCGGUGGAAGAAGUGCGCGGACGUUUGCCAGACCGGACGAGGACAUGUCACGAAACAUGCGCACGGACAGCUUUUUUGCAGACUCUCCGGAGGCUUCACCGAGGCAAUCAGAUUGCGACAUAGACGAUGCCGAGCUGGGGGUCUCGGGUGUCCGGGCGCGGGAUAACGAUGCGACGGAGGCUUUCGAUGCUAUUGCGGAGGAAAUCAAGCAGGACUGCUCAGUUCUUCGCUCAGGCAAUGCACCCUGGCUUUUGUGGCGCGUGGUCGAUGUUAUCGUCGAUGACAUGCAACCGAUCUUGGCUGCAUUUCGUGCGAGAUUGCAGUGGUUCACAGCCCACAUUGCACGGCGCCGUGCCAAAUCAGACAACGAUGUCGAAAAGAAGCUGCUUUGGACGCGGGUUGAGUUGGAAUGGGUGCAGCGGAAGGUUCGUCCGAUCAGUCGUGUUGUCCGGCAGAUGAUCCACGACAAGACGAUUGUAGGGGAUGUCACCCAGUACUUGGAGGAUGUCGAGGACCACCUGGAAACAUACAUCGAAGAGCUCAGUCGAAGCAUCGGGGUGUGCGACUCUUUGAGGGACCAGGUUCGGAGCUUCCGCGACCGCGAGCAGCAGGGCGUGGUCUAUGUUCUUGCCCUGGUCACCACGAUGACAACCCCAUUGCAGCUGCUUGCAUCAAUGUAUGGCAUGAACUUCAUUGACGACAGCGGGAAGCCCGUUGUACCAGGACUUGGCAGGCUGGAAAAGCAGCGCGGAUACUGCUUGUUUUGGGGUUUGGGCGUCGCGAUCGUAUCUGCAAUCUACAUCAGUUUUCGCUAUGUGUUGAAAUGGAUGUAG